This is a messenger RNA of Lachnellula hyalina, 618 nucleotides long. RefSeq names its product Coupling of ubiquitin conjugation to ER degradation protein (gene CUE1). Lineage: Eukaryota; Fungi; Ascomycota; Leotiomycetes; Helotiales; Lachnaceae. The coding region runs from base 1 to 618 and encodes 205 amino acids. The transcript has 2 exons. The record is from RefSeq and is a predicted model, not a curated record. Gene Ontology annotation, molecular function: ubiquitin binding.
AUGGCUUCAUCGGACCAAACCAUAAACCUGCCACAGCUAAUCCUAAUUCUCGUCCUGGGCGGCCUCGCCAUACGAUACUUCUUUUCCAGCAACAGCCCUUCAACCGGGAACCGUGGUGCAACAUCCGCGAACAAUGUGCGGGCGCGGGAGGCGGACGUAGAACGCAUACAGCAGAUGUUUCCGCAGGUGUCGAGACGGAAUAUCAUGUGGGAUCUGCAGCGGAACGGGGGGAAUGUGGUGGCGACGACGGAGCGGAUAUUGAGUGGGAGGGGGCUGGAAGUUCCUCCACAAUCCUUCCAACCACCCCUCCCCUCAACAACCUCCUCCACCACCUCAACCACAACCCCCAAACCCGCGCGACCCCUGCAACCAGACCUCAUAACGCGCUACAACCUGGGCUCCAAAAUCAACAAUCCACCAAUAACAACAGACGAAGAAGAAGCAGAGCGAGAAAAGGAAGAGAAGAAACCGCAGGUGCAGAACUCGUCGUGGAGCGCGAAUAAGGGCGAGAGACAGGCGCUGUUGCAACGGAGGAGGGAAGAGAUGAUCCUGGCAGCGAGAAGGAAGAUGGAGGCUAAGGUUGCGGCGGAGGCGAGUUUGGGGAAGCAGGGUAUAUAG